AUGCCUCCUUCAACCCGAAGUGGUACACGAGGAAAUCAGCCAGCCUUUCAGCUGAAGUCUGAGCUUCAGCGACAACAUGAUAACUACGGCCAAAAAUUGAACACCUCAUGGCCCGUGGACGAGCUGAGAGAUGACCAGGGCCCGCGAGGGUUCACUCGCCCUGGUGCCAUGGGAAGUGCAUCUCACAUGAACCAUCACAAUGCUGUAUACCAGUCUCUAAUGCAUCUCCCAAUAUUCGUCAACUGGGUUCGCACCCAUGAUCCCGAUUGCCCUUUGGAGAACUGCCACACAUGCCAUCUCAAGGACAUCACGAAUCUCUAUUGGGGCCAUGACACUGCUCCGACCGUGCCAAUCCCCUAUGCGGAACCAGCUGUCAUGGCCAUCCGUCGUACAGCUCGGCGACACGGUAACAACCACACGAGUCCACAACGGUUCUACUCGUGGCUUACUAGGUUGGACAACCUGCGAGAUCCUCUCAACGCAUCGUGGAAUCAUGAGGCAGCGGCACUUUUCGAGCUUGUCCUCAAUGAAACUAGGACAUGUCAAGCAUGCAAUCGUACGCAUACCGCUCGCCGUAACGAGCAGAUGUUGGAAGUUGACUACGACUCGAGAUACCACGCGCGUCUCGAGGACAUGGUCACCAACUUCUUCAGGGCGUACAAUAUAACACAAUACUGCCCAACCUGUGACGAUGAAAACAACAUGGACGUUUCACGUACCAUUGAGGCUGCCCCUCAGGUUCUGAGGAUCAGUGUAAAUAUCUACAAGAACGGCGGGAAGCAAAGCGAAGCUUUUAUCAUUCCAGAGAACCUCCAGCUAGUGAAUUCUCAAAGGAUGAAUGCACUUCCAUUAUCGUAUACGCUUAGUAGUUCGAUUGCACAUGGUGGUCUUGGAAAUGCGGAGAGGAUGGAUACGCGUCAAGAUGUUGAAGAGCUCGAACUUGAUCGCCAAGAGGAGGAGGUUCGAAGCCCAAUGCAUGGUUUCCACCACGAUUCAUAUGGAGAAGAUGUAGUUAUGCAGGACAUGAGCGACGACAUUGACAAGGAAGAAUUGGCUUCCCAACUUGGGCCGAUGGACCGAAGGAAGUAUUUCAAGGGCUUGAAGGAGGCUACUGAAGAGCAGAUUCAAGAGGAGUUGGGGCUGCAAUCAGAUUCGGAUGGCGAGGAGUGCAGUGGUGUUGUGGAUCCUAUGCUGCUUUUCGACGGGCCAAGACAGCAGAUUAGUCCUAAGAUCUUCCUGAGGCGAAUGUACGAUGAUUCCUCUGAGCCAGAGUCCGUGGAUUCCGAGAUGGAAAGUGUACACUCAUUUGCUCCAAAUUUGGACAUAGAUGAUGAUGUGAACAUUGAUCCUGUCAGACCAGAUCCCCCCAAUUGGGGAAGAGCUCCGGUUCCCCCGUUGCCCGGCGGUCUUCCGGCUCUAGUCCUACCUCCUCGUGACGAAAAUGAAGGGGCUGAUAUUCAGGGAGAUCUUCCUCUUGAUAUAUUUAGGGGGGGUAGGGUGGUUCACAAUGACGCUGCCGACGACCCCGAAAACCCUCGCAUCACCUUGACCAUUCCAAUCCGAUACAGAAGUGAAAGAGCACCCGGGAACAUAGAGUCGUUUUUGGACGCAUCCUAUCAAAUUGAUGUCAAUCAGAAUCUCGUAAUUGACCAUGGCGGCGACGAGGAAGAUGUCCCGCGUUUUGACGACAGGACCAUAGUCGUCGUUGUGAAUGGCCAGCCAGCAAUCAUGCUGUUCAACAACAACCCCAUUGUCGAUACCGAUGGGCCGAUAGACUUUGACCUGGUCACAGAAGUGAUUUACAUUGAGGGAGACGCUUACCCGACCGUCACCCAGGACCAACACCGCGAUCCGGCCCUUUACCUUGUAAUUUAUGGGCCUACUAGGAAUGGACGCAAUUAUGUCAGGAGGAUAGAUAUGGAUCCCGAGAAUCGAAAUGGAUUUGGAGAUGACGAUCCGAAUGAACCGGAAGAUGACGAUCCUAACCCUGGUCCGGAUUCCUGGGUAAUCAACAUUAAUCUUCGGUACGACUUUCUCGAAGCACCAAGAGAUCCAUUACCAUGGCAAAUAGUAGCCACCCGUGUUGAAGUCUGGGAUGAUGGCAACGAGUAUCAAACUUUCGUCAUCGUUCUCAACGGCCAACAACGCAUCAUGCUUUACAAUAGCAACCCUGAUGUUGAUCCCAAUGACGAUGUGGACCUCGAGACAGCUACCCAGAUUAUUUAUAUCAAUGGACAAGUCCAACUCUUCGAGGAAGCGGAAAGAAUCGAGGUAACCGUUCCACGACGUGACGGGCCUCCCAAUUUCGUGCUAAUGCCUGCUCGAGCACGCGAGAAUGGGUCUCUCGAUAGCGGAGAGGAGCAGUCUAGAGAUGGGGAAGAAGAGGAUGGUAUCCUACAAUUCGAAAUCAGCGGCAGAACCGAGGACGAAGAUGAACAGGAAUGGAAUCCCUCGCAGCAAUUACAGCAGCUGUACGAUCGCGCGUACGGAUCUCGUCGCGGAAACCGGGACAGUCCGUACACGACCAUUGCGAUUGUCAACAGGGAAGACCAAGCAUUGCUCCUCUACAACACUAACCCCGCCAUUGAUUUCGAAGAUGAGGUGUAUGUACAAGAUGUCACCGAGGUGAUUAUGAUUGAAGGGCAUGUCACCAACAUCCGACGCAUUCCCUUUUAUGACGAAAACGGAGAGCAAGUCCUCGACAGAGCGACUGUGAGAUUUGGAGUGCAGUUUUAUCCUCCAAGCAGCCGAGCAAAUACGCCAAAUGUGCCUCCUCCUGCUCCUGCUCCUUCUCCUCCGCCACCACCACCACCAGCCUCGAUUUCACCACCCCGGGUCCCCCACAGCCCAAUUAGCUUGGGUUCCGCCUCACUAUCCUCUUCGCCCCGCCUCCCACUACCCACACCAUCACCCAUCCUAUCCGAAACCCCAACCGUCUCCUCCUCCUCCUCCUCCUCCUCAUCCCACACCACACGCAGCGACAACUUCUCCCACUACAUCGCCUCGACCCGUGGCUACGCCCCCCGACGCCCCGCCACAGCCCCGCAAUUCCACCACAUUGCCGACGAGCACAGCGCCCGCAUUGCUCAUGACCAGUUGGCUGGGAACCCGCAGCGUGUUGGGCAGGACGAUGCGUGUCCCGUGCCGCCAGAGGAUGGCGAGUUUCAGGUUGUGGUGUUGACGUAUACGAGGGAUAAGUUGAGGGGUAGGAUGGGCAAGUUGGAGAGGUUGAUUCCGGAUAUGUUGUGA
Messenger RNA from Plenodomus lingam JN3, 3249 nucleotides. RefSeq lists its product as uncharacterized. NCBI's taxonomy places the organism in Eukaryota, Fungi, Ascomycota, Dothideomycetes, Pleosporales, Leptosphaeriaceae. The record is from RefSeq and is a predicted model, not a curated record.